AUGAAGAGAGGGCUGACGCCGGGAGGCGGAGCCGCGUCUAUUGCGCGCACAAACUCCAACAACAAUGAGCUGUGGCUUCUGCGAGACGAGUCCAGUGGCUCCGUGAGCAGUGGCCACUGGCAGUAUGUCCCCACGGAGCACACAGUGUCAGGGGCGUUAGCAGAAGGGGCCACCGGAAUGAUAUGCAGCAAAAACGGAGACUGUAGAAGGGAACCCACCAGUUCAGGCAGCCUCUCCUCUCUCAUCUCCAGGCAGGAGACGGGCGCAGAGGCUGAAGACGCCAAGGGUGAACGCACAGGCAUGGAUGGCGCUGUCACCUCAGCGGGGCCCCUCGGCCAGGGGCCCGGGUCCGAGGUCAAGACCAGCGCAACAGACAAGAAGGACUCCCGAGUGUCCUUCUCCACCAUCUCGGUUGGGAAAGGGCACUUGUCUGGCCAGUCCAGGAACUCCGUCACUUUCUCUAAAGCGGAGGAGAUUGUGGCGGACGACGAGGACUCAAGAAACAACCAGACCUACAUGCAGCGCCAGUUCAGCUCUAUGCUCCAGCCGGGAGUUAACAAGUUCUCCCUGCGCAUGUUUGGCAGCCAAAAGGCGGUAGAGAAGGAGCAAGAGCGAGUCAAGUCCGCGGGAAACUGGAUCAUACACCCGUAUAGUGACUUUAGGUUCUACUGGGACUUCUCCAUGCUCAUGUUUAUGGUGGGCAACCUCAUCAUCAUCCCCGUGGGCAUCACCUUCUUCAAGGAGGAGACGACCACACCUUGGAUCAUCUUCAAUGUUGUCUCGGACACCUUCUUCCUAAUAGACCUGGUCCUGAACUUCAGGACGGGGAUCGUGUUUGAAGAGAACACUGAGAUCAUCCUGGACCCCAACAAGAUCAAGCAGAAGUACCUGAAGAGCUGGUUUGUGGUGGACUUUGUCUCCUCCAUCCCAGUGGAUUAUAUCUUCCUCAUCGUGGAGAGGGGUAUGGAUUCAGAGAUGUACAAAACGGCCCGUGCGCUCAGAAUUGUGCGAUUCACCAAAAUCUUGAGUCUGCUGCGUCUGCUCCGACUCUCCAGACUGAUCCGCUACAUUCACCAAUGGGAGGAGAUCUUCCACAUGACCUAUGACCUGGCCAGUGCUGUUAUGCGGAUCAUUAACCUGAUUGGCAUGAUGCUGCUGCUCUGCCACUGGGAUGGCUGUCUGCAGUUCCUGGUGCCCAUGCUCCAGGACUUCCCCUCUGACUGCUGGGUGUCCCUCAACAAAAUGGUGAAUGACUCGUGGAGUGAGCUGUACUCGUUCGCCUUGUUUAAGGCCAUGAGUCACAUGUUGUGUAUUGGGUACGGACGACAGGCGCCUGAGAGCAUGUCGGACAUCUGGCUCACCAUGCUCAGUAUGAUCGUGGGCGCCACCUGCUACGCCAUGUUCAUCGGACACGCCACUGCACUCAUCCAGUCUCUGGACUCCUCCCGCCGGCAGUACCAGGAAAAGUACAAACAAGUGGAGCAGUACAUGUCGUUCCACAAGCUGCCGGCGGACUUCCGACAGAAAAUCCAUGACUACUAUGAGCACCGGUACCAGGGCAAGAUGUUUGAUGAGGAGAGCAUCUUGGAGGAGCUUAACGAACCACUCAGAGAGGAAAUAGUGAAUUUUAAUUGCCGUAAGCUGGUGGCCUCCAUGCCUCUGUUCGCAAAUGCUGACCCCAACUUUGUGACGGCCAUGUUGACCAAGCUGAGAUUCGAGGUCUUCCAGCCUGCAGAUUACAUCAUCAGGGAAGGCACCAUCGGCAAGAAGAUGUACUUCAUCCAACACGGUGUAGUCAGCGUGCUCACUAAAGGCAACACUGGCAUGAAGCUUUUGGAUGGAUCUUACUUCGGAGAGAUCUGCCUGCUGACCCGGGGCCGGCGCACUGCCAGUGUCCGUGCAGACACGUACUGCCGCCUCUACUCUCUGUCUGUGGACAAUUUCAACGAGGUGCUGGAAGAGUACCCCAUGAUGAGGAGGGCCUUUGAGACUGUAGCCAUCGACAGACUGGACAGAAUAGGAAAGAAGAACUCCAUUUUGAUGCACAAGGUUCAGCAUGACCUCAACUCAGGCGUUUUCAACAACCGUGAAAACGAGAUGAUCCAGGAAAUUGUCAAAUACGACCGUGAGAUGGUGCAACAUGUGGACGUGCCACGGCCCCGUGCCAUGUCCCUGUCCACCUUAACCCCACCUCUUCCUGGGGGGAUCUACCUGCCCCCUCCUUCCUCUGCCCAGCAACAACAAAACUCGGCCAUCGCUACCCUGCAGCAGGCUGUGGCUAUGAGCUUCUGUCCCCCCAACCAGGGGGGCGCACUGCAGUCCCCCCGGAUGGUGCGGCGCUUCCAAGUGAUGCAGAGCCCAGUGUCGGCCUCUCCGCUCCAGUCACAGCUCAUUGCUUCUGGUGCCUUUGCCUCAGUCAUGUCCAGUCCGCCUGUUCAGAGCCCCUUAGCCACCGGAGGGCGAUCUUUCCAGUACGGCUCCAGCGGACUCACUGGGCCCACAAGUGGAUCACAACUCUCUCUAGUUCAGCAGCACAUAUCGAGCCCCGUUCACCGACCAAGCACCCAUAAAAGCACCCAUUCCUUACAAAUGGGAACCUUGAACCAGGACGCCAGAGCCCUAUCGGCAUCCCAACCCUCCUUGCCCCAUGAAGGGUUGCAGCCUGUUGUCCCAAGCCCUCCCCAGUCCACAAGAGUCUCCUCUACAUCAAUAGGACCUCCUCCACAGACCCCAUCUGGACACACUGCUGUCCGGAGUAUCAUUCCUCAAAGAGUGAUGCUGCCUCACCAAAUGUCUGUAGGGGCAUUUCCCACAGCGUCCUUACCUUCACCCUUUCAAGGCUUUGGGACGGGGAGUGGGCUGGCAGUGGGGGGCUUGGCACAAGGACUUGGAGACUCAGGGCUACCCAAAAAGGACUCAAUAGGGAGCCUUCCAGAAACAGAUCACGUCAAAGUAAGAUCAAGGUUAUCGUCCAAUUUGUGAUCUCAGUAAAACUCUUUUCAGCAGUUAGGGCACAGCCACUUUCUACGGUCUGUCCUCUGACUUGAUGUUUGACUAUAUGAAUGUAUGAAUGAGAACUGAGUGGAAUCUAAGUGGAGACUGUCUACCUGGUGAAUUUUGAUAUGCUCAUAAACUCAAUAAGUACACAGAACUAUAGAAGUAAGGUAGCAUCUUCUCAAAAUGUCCUAAAAUAUUUUAAUUUAUUUCCAACACAUCAGCUUUGAACUGUAUUACUGAUGGACGAUCCAAUGAGACUGAUAGAAAUUCAGGGACCUAAAUCAGAAGGGAUAUAUCAGAAAGAGGCACUUUCAACUCUCUGUUGUUUUACUGGGUAGUUGUAUUCCCCAUAUAGGUGUAAGAAUAGAUAUAGUAUUUUAAAACAAUUGUACUUUAAACAAUAUUAUAAGAGCAGCAGUAUUCAAAAUGAUCACCUUAAUUUCAGUAUAAUAGGCCUAAGCCAUAAUUUAUGGGGACUACAUUUUUUUUUUCUAUCUUUCCUCUAGAUGGUUGCCUAUAUUGUCCAUGAAUAAUUAGUCGCUGGGAUAAGCAUCUUUUGCUCUAAAAACUCCAGAAGUGGGACAAAUUUCUUUGUUCCAGCAAAGAGUAUUUGUGUUCUUUAAAGUUGUAUUAGUCAAUAUUUUUCAUAAAAAGUGCUAAAUUGUUAGGCAUUCUGGUUACUUUCCCAAAUAUCUGAAGUGCAGCCAACUUCAUACAGUGUAAGGUAGGGCCAGCAAACUUUCCAAAAGACAUAUGGCCAAAACACAUUCUCCAUGAAGGCAUCUAACCGUCCAAUCAACUGAUUCUUCCUCAGGCAGCCUGGAGCUGAUUAAUGUGGCUUUAAAUUUUAUGAUGGGGCGUAAAUGUAUAGAUUUUAUUUCAAAAUUUCCUUUAAAUAAGUUUAUAAUUCCCUAAAGUAUGCUGAUCUAUGAUAAAAAUCACUGCCAGUUAUUUCCAAGUAUUUUGUACAAGUCAAAACUCAUUCAUUGAAUCACUUGUUCUCCCCUGAUGCCCUGUUCAUUGUUGGCCAUUAUGUCGAAGCCAAAGCGACUUAAAGUCACUACAGCCAGAGCUCUGCCACGGUCAGAGCACGACAGUGUGCCUCUGUCACUACUGCCUCUAUAAGAGUUUUAUGAGACUAUAUCUAAAACUAUAACAAAUCGUUACACUCCCUCAUCUUCGUCUGUCCAAUGUCAACCCAUUACAGGUAAAUGAGGGCUGUUAAUCUGAAACGUCUCCUCUGAUUGACUUUAAAGUGCCAGUAUUCACUUCCUUUUAUCUUAUCUUACUCCCACUCACAAUUUAGGUUAUUCUUCAAGUCCAAGUAUUUUUACAGAGCACUUUGUUUUCCACCUAAAUUAUUCACCCUGGGACUCAUUUACUGAAAGAUAAUUAAAACUGACUGUGUAUGUGUCUUUUCCUGGAGACAAAACUUCCAAAACUGCGUCCUAGGUAACUUGGGCAUAUUAUGUAACAAAACAUUGUGCAAAGGACGGGGAAUUCUCAUCACAGGAAGCUUUUCCACUCAUAGCUUAUGGGUGUUGAGUAUGUUGCCAAGUUUUCAUGUAAAUGUAUAAACAGCCUGAAAUAAUCACUUAGCUGUGAACAUUAUACACACAAGUGAAAGACAGUGGCCAAAGUUUGUCCUGACUCCUGGGCAUGUAUGCAAACAGUUGUGUUACAUUACUUAUAGACCAACAAUGAGUGCAGUACACUUUGAUUUCUAAAGAGAGCAAUAACACACAGGCAGUCUCAGUAAAGUCACUUUAAAUAGACAUAGAGAUGCAAUAUUUCAUGUCUUAGACCAGAUUUUAUGAUAUUUGUUCUGAGCUUGAGGUUUAACCUGGUUGUAAUUUAUGUGUACACAUGUAAAGGGACUAUUUAUUUAGCCUAGUUUACUCUAACUGUAGGCACACUUAAGAAACUGUUUAAAAAGUGAAUAUGUUUUUCUUAUUGGAGAAAUUAUUAUUCUAUUUAUUUGAAAGCAAAUGGCUAAUUUUAGACUAUCACGUUUCAGACCAUUGCAGCUUGUAUUGAGACAAUGGCAGCUGCUGUGGCAGUAGUUUCCAUGGUUACUUCAUUUUUGUUACGUUUUCUGAGUUCAUUGCAAACUUUGACAUCACAGUUUGUACUCUAUGCAUGUUGUAUGCACUUCACAGCUCCUCCAGCAGCAUGUUAUGUAAAAGUUACAGUGCUCAGCUGUUAGCGUUUCAGUGCAGCCUGAAGGGUUCACAGGCAUAUGCCACAUGCACAAAUAUACAGUCAAGUGCUCUCAAAUGGGAUUUAAAUGCAUAUCUUACAUAUAUUCUUUUUCAAUUUUGGGGUAAAACAAAAAAAAAAAGACUACAAUUGUUUAUUAUUAUGUUAAUAAUGUUGCAUUGUGUAGCCAAAAUGUCCAUUCCUAUGCCAGAGGCACCACUGUAAACAAUGCACUUUCUGCCAGUUGUGCAUUCUUUAAGAUGCUGGACAGUUUAAAACGCAAACACACAGGUCAGAACUUUGCUACAUGGACACUUGAAUCUAAUACAACAGUUGCCAGUCGAGUUUUGAUUUCACCCACACUCAUCUAAAAGUGUGCAGCAUAUCUAUAGUGCCUAGAUUAAGCAUCAUCAUCACUCAUAUUCUAUACUCCUUUUGUGUGGCUGUACAAUAAUGCAAAAUUAUAACAAUGCAAAUGUCACUGUCACAUAUAACCCACUGCAAUACAUGUA
This is a messenger RNA of Periophthalmus magnuspinnatus, 5708 nucleotides long. RefSeq names its product hyperpolarization activated cyclic nucleotide-gated potassium channel 2b (gene hcn2b). Bases 1 to 2982 code for a protein of 993 amino acids. The record is from RefSeq and is a predicted model, not a curated record. Gene Ontology annotation, cellular component: membrane. Lineage: Eukaryota; Metazoa; Chordata; Actinopteri; Gobiiformes; Gobiidae. Gene Ontology annotation, biological process: potassium ion transport; transmembrane transport. The transcript is spliced from 8 exons. Gene Ontology annotation, molecular function: voltage-gated potassium channel activity.